Molecule: messenger RNA, 891 nt
Organism: Telopea speciosissima
Lineage: Eukaryota; Viridiplantae; Streptophyta; Magnoliopsida; Proteales; Proteaceae
Exons: 1
Coding region: 1-891 (296 amino acids)
Source: RefSeq, a predicted model, not a curated record
AUGCAGGAAGUCGACAAAUUCCUAGACUAUGCAUUUUCUAAUGCAGCAUGUGGGACUAAGAUCUUAUGUCCAUGUGUAAAGUGCCUAAAUCAACUUUGGGGAAAUCGGACUGAAGUGACUGAACAUCUGGUCUGUGAUGGAUUUUUAAGGAACUAUACAAUUUGGAAUAACCAUGGGGCAGCAUCAUCUUCACACACUCCUCUCCGUGAAACUCCAGUGGAACUUGACUCAUCAGAUAUCUAUGAUGUUACACAUAACAUGCUAAAUGAGAUGUUGGGAAGAAAUGCAGAUGAAAGGAUUGAUGAUGGUGGCACAGGUGUGCAUAUAGAGGGGGCAAGUAUAGCAAUGAAGAAAUAUGAGCGGUUGAUGGAAGAUGCAAAUUUACCAUUGUAUCUAGGAAACGAAAGGUUUACAAAACUAUCUUUCAUUCUUCGGCUUUAUCAUAUCAAAUGUCUCUGCAAGUUGAGUAACAAAGCAUUCUCAUUGUUGCUUGACUUAUUGAAAGAAGCAUUUCCCGAGCCGAAUUCGUUACCGAAGUCUUUGUAUGAAACCAAGAAGAUUAUUAAAGACUUAGGCCUCAAUUACGAGAAGAUUGAUGCAUGCCGCAAUGAUUGCAUGUUGUAUCGGAAUGAGGCAGCAAAUGCCACGUCUUGUUACAAAUGUGGCAUAUCAAGAUAUACAUCAGACGAUAAGAAGAUCCCAGUCAAGAUAUUACGUCAUUUUCCUUUGAUUCCAAGGUUCCAAAGGUUAUAUAUGUCGUCUAAACUAUCAUCUGAUAUGAGAUGGCAUCAUGAAGAGCAUGUAGAUGACCAGAAGUUACGACACCCAGCUAACUCUAAAGCAUGGAAGGACUUCGAUAGGCUUUAUCCGGAUUUUAGUGAGGACCCUUGA